AUGAGAGCCGCUGAGCGAGGACAUCGUGGAGUGGUGAAGGAAUUGGUACGACGCGGAGCCGAUGUUGAUUUCAAGCGACCAAACGGGUCGACAGCUCUGAUUAUUGCGUGUGAGCACGGUCAAUUCGAUGCUGUCGUGGAACUCGUGAAUCGUGGAGCGUUGAUUGAACUAGCCGACAAGGAAGGGUACACGCCUCUCAUCACUGCUGCCCAACUGGGAUACUCCGAUAUUGUCCAAUUUUUAGUGAAUCGAGGCGCCAACAUGAAUGCGCGUUUACCGAGUGGAGGAACAGCAUUGAUCACAGCCGCUUGGUAUAAACGGUUGGCCGUUGUUCGAAUUCUUGUUGAUAAUGGAGCGGAUACCAGUAUAUGUGGAGACUUCCAGAAUUGGUCACCGCUGACUGUGGCGUACUUCAGUGGCUACUUGGAACUUGUGCACCUCAUUUAUAUGCAAACUUUGGAGAAUGAAAAUGUAUCGCAGCCAUCACCACCGGAAGCUCCGAUUGUAGUCGCAUCAUGCAACAGUAUUGCCACGAAGAGCCGAAAUGGAGACACAGCUUUACGAAUUGCGUGCGAACGUCGUGACCUCAAGGUAAUUAAAACGCUCUUGCGUGAUACCUACAACGAUCUCAACUUACCAGGCGGGUAUGGCGGAUUCACGCCACUGAUGACAGCUUCCGAAGACUGCAAUCCGGAUGUGGUGGCCAUUCUCCUCGAAGCUGGAGCUAACAUCAAUUUGAAAAAUGGAGAUGGGUUUACAGCUUUAAGCAUUGCUGCAUAUCGGGGGCAUCUCCCAGUCGUUGAGAUUCUUCUCGACAAGGGCGCAAGUGUGGAUAUGCUGAAUACUGCAGGUUCGACACCCCUUUUGCUUGCUGCCUCCAAUGGUCAUGCAAAUGUGGUGGACAUUCUUUUGAAAGGCGGAGCUAACAUCAAUUUCCAAAAUGGAGACGGGCAUUCAGCUUUAAGUAUUGCUGCUAAUUUGGGGCAUCUCGCAGUGGUUGAGAUGCUUCUCCACAAGGGCGCGAGUGUGGAUAUGCUGGAUACGGCAGGCUGGACGCCACUUAUGGUUGCGGCCUUUAAUGACCACGAGAAUGUGGUGGGCAUUCUUCUCAAAGCUGGGGCCACCGUUGAUGCGCAACGUCCCAAUGGGACCACCGCCCUUUGUAUCGCUUCUGAGCGUGGUCAUCUCUCCGUUGUUGAGAUGCUUCUCGAGAAGGGUGCAAGUGUUGACAUGGCGGAUAAGAAGGACAACUCGCCCCUUGUGGCCGCUGCAUGGCAUGGUCAUGCGAAUGUGGUAGACACUUUUCUGAAAGCGAGGGUCAGUAUUGACAACGGCGUUACAGAUCAAAAUAAAAGGAACACACCAUUGAUUCGUGCUGCUGGCAAAGGCCAUGUGGGUGUAGUCGCCCUGCUUGUGAAGGAAGGGGCCAAUAUUAACGCUCAAUCUCUACACGGGUCUUCUGCGUUGCUCGUAGCGUCGGAAUAUGGUUUCUUAGAUACUGUGACGUUUCUUCUUGAGCAUGGAGCGUCUAUUGAUGCGGUUGAUAAAGACGGUGACAAUGCCCUACUGUUGGCAGCACACUCAGGGCUCGAUGGAGUGGUGAAAACUUUGAUCGAAAAGGGAUUAUCAGUAGAUUUUACCAACAAUGAGGGCAAAAGUGCUCUACUGAAUGCUGCGAUGGAGGGACAUCGAACAUUGAUCAACGAGGACCAAACGGAACAACUGCACUGCUUGGCGCUUGCAAGAAUGGUCAUCUCGAAGCUGUCAAGCUUUUAG
This is a messenger RNA of Phytophthora nicotianae INRA-310, 1776 nucleotides long. RefSeq lists its product as hypothetical. Gene Ontology annotation, molecular function: protein binding. NCBI's taxonomy places the organism in Eukaryota, Oomycota, Peronosporomycetes, Peronosporales, Peronosporaceae. The record is from RefSeq and is a predicted model, not a curated record. The transcript has 2 exons. The coding region runs from base 1 to 1776 and encodes 591 amino acids.